Messenger RNA from Branchiostoma floridae (Florida lancelet), 3271 nucleotides. Its product is annotated as anosmin-1-like. Gene Ontology annotation, molecular function: protein binding; peptidase inhibitor activity. Lineage: Eukaryota; Metazoa; Chordata; Leptocardii; Amphioxiformes; Branchiostomatidae. Gene Ontology annotation, cellular component: cell surface; extracellular region. Bases 237 to 2429 code for a protein of 730 amino acids. The transcript has 15 exons. The record is from RefSeq and is a predicted model, not a curated record. Gene Ontology annotation, biological process: neuron differentiation.
AAAGAGUUAGAUGGGUUUAGAUUUGUUUUACCUGUGAAAACAUUAAAGCUUGGCUUGGUAAGUCGAUAGGUGUAUGGGACAAAAAGCCACGCCCCCUCUAUCUGUGGACCAAUCAGAAGGCCGGGUUGUUUUGAAGCGAUCGGUUUCACCACCAGCGGGUCUCCCCGUCUCUCCGGCCGGCUGCUAGCACUCUCCCACCGCCGGCGUCGCCCUCCCCCUCCGUCCGUCUCCUCAUCAUGCCGCGGAUCGGGACAGGGGUGCUGCUCGGGGUCCUCCUUCAGCUUGCUACCGGGGGUGGACAGGAGUUAUCGCCGGCCUUCGUCCGGGCGCGAUGCGCUUCCAAAUGCCUGUCUUUGCACGAUCUAUCCAUGCUAGAGGAAUGCCAAGCCCAUGAAUUCUGCCAUGCUUGCCUGUAUCCAUGCCAGCACUUCUCACCUUCAGACAUCAUGUCUUCCUGUAUCACCUCUUGUGAGUCGCUACCUACAGUCCAAGGCCACUCUCUCUGCAACAGCACCUGCGACUACCUCAGCUACACCAGCACCAACAAACAGGGGGACUGCCCUGCCCCAGAGGACGCACAGGGCUUUGCUGCAGCGUGUGUGGAGAGCUGCAGUGCUGAUCAGGACUGCAAGGGGGCGCUCAAGUGUUGUCCCAAUGGAUGUGGCCAUACUUGUCAAGAACCCCUCAAUAGACAUACAGGAACACCUCCACGUUUUGCAGAACGUCCUGUUGCCAUAGAAACCAAGAAGGGCCAGUCCAUCGUUGUGGAGUGGUCAUCGCAGAAGAAGUUUGACCAUGCAGUGUUCCUGCUUCAGGAGCGGUCAGCGGUGGGGAAGUAUGUCAAGGAGGACGACAUGUCCGACUGGGAGCUUGUGGAACAGACAACGUCCCAGGCCACCGUUGUGAAGGCACAUCGAGGCAGAUGGUACCAGUGGCGGCUGGCCGCAGUGAACGAGAACGGCACCAGGGGCUUCAGCGAACCCAGCAAGGCCGAGAGGCUCAGGAAAGAUCCUGCGGCUCCAAGUCCUCCAUGGAACCUAACUGAGGGCGACUUCGACAUCAAGGACGGAAAAAUCUCCGUAGACGUCCGCUGGUACCCACCGGCGUACAGCGACCUGCCUAUCACCAGGUAUCGGGUGUACUGGAGUAAAAGGUUAAAGGGCGUGACCCCUGGCCUCAUGAAGUUGAAGGAGCACAGAAAGAGUGUGAGAACUGCCAUGAUCACUCUGGAGGGGCUGGAGCCGGAUACUAGCUACUUUGUUCAGGUUCAAGCAUUUGCCAACUGGGGAGACAAUGAGAGACUACGCAGUGAUCGGGAGUCCUUCUUCCUCAGCACCAUCCCCCUCCCCAUAGAGUUGCCGCCGACACCUCCAAACCCGAUGAUCCUGCGCCUGCACUCGCCCAGCGUGGUACGGAACCUGUCGAUAGAGGAGCCGUUCUUCCACCACGAUAGAGUCAAGGCCAAGGUCUACUGGGAUCUACCUGAAGGUGAAACGCACAAGUCUGUGACCAAGUUCAUGCUGCGGUGGGUUCCCACGGUGUGUGGGGACGGGUACAGUGGGGACGGAACGCUUCUCAGCAGGAUCAAGGAGGCCACCACUCAUAAUCUUGACUUUGACAUCUACGACCUGAGGUUUGACUGUCACUACGAAGUCAGAGUUCACGCCGUGUCAUCAGAAGGGGUGAUGGGUAAGGAGACAGGGAUCCGCUUCUACAGUCCGCCGUGCCGCGAGAUCAGGAUCAGGGGACGGCAGAGGCCAGACUGUCCCACUCCUGCACCAGAUGUACCCCAGCAGCCCCAGAACCUGUCCUUCGUGUUCUUCAUGGCGGACGGAAACGUGACGGGACAGUUCAAAUGGAGGAUGCCUGUUCAGUCCGACAAACCAGUUACAGGUUUCCGUGUGAUGUGGGGAGAGCAGGUCUCCUCGCCCAAAGGUGUGACCCCCGGCCUACCCCAGGCUCCUGUCAUAGACAGGACAAGUGCAAAGGCAAAAAUGCUGCCCAAGGACCAGUUUACUCACCUGAUCCAGGGGUUGACCCCAGGCCGACCUUACGUGCUGCAGGUUCAGGCACUGUCGGAGGUCGGAGGGGGCGCCAUGGCGCAGCUCGAGUUCACCGUUCCUCCCAUCAGGCAACAGCCCAACUUUAUCCCUCCUAUCGGGAGACCGUCAUUAGCGGAGGAGUGGGAGAGAAAAUUCCAGGGUUACAACUCCGACCUCUUCCAAGACGACGAGAGAAGAAACUCCGUUUCUCCGCAGAGCACGGCUCGAACUAGAACGUCACCUUCUUGGGCGCUACAAAACCCGGGGAGCGAAACAAAUAGCGCACCCCGUUCUUCCGCGCAGUCGUUAAGAUUGUGUUGGCUUACUGUACUUUUGUGCUCCUUCACAAUUGUUGCAUUAACUACAACAGGAUUCUCUUGUAUGUAAAUACCUAAUGUGUACUGUAAAUAGAACGUAAUUAGUGAAAACGACGAUUAAGAUGGUGAGUGUUCCAGAGAGGCCAAGAAAGGACCGUUUGUUGUGUGACAGAUCUAGAAGAAGCUUCAGCAGUGCAAGUUAAAGCUGUUUACAGAUAAUGUUCCUAAGUAUAACUAAAUGCAAACAGUCCUUUGUUGGUCCUGUCUGUACAAUCUGUGAUUGUCUGUGACAUGCACAAACUGCUCGAUGUAAGGAGCUUUCUAUCAGCCUUUUGGGCUCUGUUCAUGACUCUAAAUAUGGGGACUAUUCUCUGAGGACACUUUAAAGUCACAUGACCAUUACAGGUGGCUGUUUUAUCAUGUCAUGGUGCCAACAGUUUGUGUGUCAUCACUAUGGGUUGAACACAAAAUGUACAGGCACUGCAAGAAUGCUACAACAGCCACAGAGGUAGACUCCUAGCCUGGUAUCCAGCCAUAUUAUAGCUCCCAAGUCUCUUCUGUCGUCUAUUUAUGGAGAGGACAGAAGAGACACGAUAGCUAUAAUACGGCUGGAUACCAGGCUAGUAGACUCCCUGUUUGGGGUUAUGAAUGGUGGCAUAGGUGCGAUGGUAAAGUUGAUAUAUAUCCAGCAGUUCCUCCAUGUCUUUGUUCCCAUUGUUGGAGCUGGCGUAUGCGUUGGGUGCACCACGUAAUGUUGCUGCACUUCUUACAUGUGUGUGAUGGUUGUUGCAAUAGUCAAGGGAAAAGAACUCUAUUUGAUGACAGCUUGUAGUUUUGUCCACAACCACAUGUUUAUAAGAUUAAGACCACACCAAUUUAAAUCUUUUUUUAAUCAAAAUAAGUUCAACAAAA